AGUAGUUUAUGUUGGUGGAUUAGCAGAAAGAAAAGUGAAAGUAUAAACAGAAAGAGGAAAAGAAAGAGGAGAAGAUGAUGAAGAUGAAGAUGAUAAGUUGUAUUACAAGUCCGCCCAUGGACAAGCCUUAAUAGCGUAAUGUGAGUGUCCCUUGGAAAGUUUGGUUCUGCCAAGUGAAAGUUUCGUUCUAAGGACUCAUCUCGUUUUCUUCGGAUUCCCAUUGAAUCUUCCUUAUAAAACCAAUUGAAUUUCGAGUAACCAGUUUCAUUUAGACUUUGUCUUUAAUUGUGAUAACAUUAACAUUUCUGUGAAAUUGUGAUACACCAACAACAAUUAACCCAAACUUAAUUCGUUAAUUGUGCCAAUUCUUCAAUUCGACCAAACAACAAUUUAAAUCCAAGUCAAGUUCCAAUUUUACAAAAUGAAAGUUUUACAUUCGAUUAUCCUUUUGUUACCCUUAAUCGGGUUAUCAUUGACCCAGGAAUAUGUUAACUCCGACCCUGCAUCUUACCAAUUCAGUUACAAUACUGGUGAUUCUGGUGCUGCCAAGAUGUUCAGAGAAGAGCAAAGGUCAGCUAAUGGUCAAGUGAACGGAAAAUAUGGUUACGUCGAUCCUUAUGGACACAUGAGAGUCGUUCAAUAUGAAGCUGGACCACAAGGAUUCAUUGCUCGAGGUGAUGUUGGACCAGAUCGUGAAGCCAUGAGAAUCGCUCGUCAAUUAGCCGAUCAAGAUUAUCAAGAGAAAUUACCAAUUCUUCAACAAUGGAACCAAGUUGCAGCUCGAUUAGCCGCUGGACCUUCAGUACCCUCUUCAUCAUCAUGGCCUUCAUCACCCGUCGUACCACAAACAACACAAUCAGCUCAAUCUCCUCCCUUACCUCCUUCACCUUCAACCUCAUCCGUUGAACGAGCUCGACUUACUGAUUACUCAUCAUCAUCAGGUAACAAUAAUCAAGCCGCUUGGUUAUCAUCACCUUCAACCGCUGGUGGUCACUCAUACGCUAACCAUGUUAACCACUACACCUCCAACAUCAACUCCGUUUGGCCAUCAACUUCAGCCUCCUCCGUCGUCGGUAGAUCAGCACCUUUAGUGGCCGCUGCUCCCGUUGUCCCCUCCACCGGCUAUUUCAACGGAGCUCCACAAACCUGGUUUCAAAUGAGCUCUCAUGGACCCAACCCUUAUAACAUUGCCUACUCUUACUAAUCUCACAAAUCACCAGCCAAUUUUUACCACCCACUUCCGGUUCCAAGUGUUUCUCCUACUCCUCUUUUUUUAUACCAAUUAUACAAAAA
Panonychus citri (citrus red mite) is the source of this 1293-nucleotide messenger RNA. RefSeq lists its product as uncharacterized. Gene Ontology annotation, cellular component: chitin-based extracellular matrix. The coding region runs from base 422 to 1204 and encodes 260 amino acids. Gene Ontology annotation, molecular function: structural constituent of chitin-based larval cuticle. Lineage: Eukaryota; Metazoa; Arthropoda; Arachnida; Trombidiformes; Tetranychidae. The record is from RefSeq and is a predicted model, not a curated record. The transcript has 3 exons.